GUAGGCGAAUCACGUGUAAAGAGACCGUUGAUCGUCAUGUCUCUGCUGUAGCAAAGCUCCGUGCUAGAUUUUAUUUGCCUCAAGUUGUCGCUGCACUUUGUUUUGACAGCUGCUUGUUUUCUUUUCUCGCACCUGUUUACCGAAGAAUGAGCGAAAACGAUGACAUCGAAGUCGACAGCGAUGCAGAUAAGCGAGCCCAUCACAACGCGCUGGAGCGCAAACGCAGGGACCACAUUAAAGACAGCUUUCACGGUUUACGGGAUUCUGUGCCUGCAUUACAAGGGGAGAAGAGUUCUGUCAAACAGGCUUCCCGAGCACAGAUUCUAGACAAAGCCACCGAGUACAUCCAGUACAUGAGGCGAAAAAACCAUACCCACCAGCAAGACAUCGAUGACUUAAAGAAGCAGAAUGCACUGUUGGAGCAGCAGGUCCGUGCACUGGAGAAGGCCAAGGGGAACACUCAGCUCCAGACAAACUACUCUUCUGACAGCAGCUUGUACACAAACCGCAAAGGCAGUGCGGUGUCCGCCUUCGACGGCGGGUCCGACUCCAGCUCCGAAUCAGAGCCGGACGAGCCGCCCACCAGAAAGAAGCUGCGCGUGGAGCCCAGCUAGACCCGGGUCGCCCCCCCUCUCAGCGGUUCUCCAAACAGACUCUUUUUUGCCCACCAGCCCCGACUCCUCUCACCUGUCCGCACUCUGUCCUGCCUUCUAACGCCAGUCUAGGAGACAAGGUGGAGACUGUGUGAGAGAGGUGCUAUUAUGUAUAAAACGCUUCUACCUUCCUCUUUCCUCCUGGCAAGUAUCCUGUCACUCCAUUCGUGGCCCAGUAACAACUUUCAAGACCCCCAAAGUGAGGCAGCUCUGCAGUUUUGAAGGACUUUUUUUUUUUUUUUUUUUGGUUCCAAACCUCAUGAUAACCAUUCAUAAUCAAAUGUGGAGACAAGGUAUGACGCUUUGGUAAAGCUACACAAAGUAUGAUUUUUUUUGGGGUGGGGUGGGGGGUUGUUUUGGACAACGUCUGCAAUCUGUAGGAGUUGUGAGACUUUUCGACCUUUGACAAAAUGGUAAUUAGGGAUAGUUUUUAAUAUUCAUACUUUUCCAGAGAAGAAUGUGAAGUUGCUUUUGAAAAAAAAAAAACGUCUGUUAUGCAAAUGCAACCCUCCUUAUUAAGUGUAGGUGGCUGAAGUUUUUGUCUUUGAAAAUGUUUGUGAAAUCCAAUGAAUCCCUCUAUUUAUAGUGAUGCAUCGAAAUUCAUUUCUAACCCUCGCGUCUGAUCUCUCUUAUGUUCGACUUGAGGUUUUCCAGAGAGCACAGGAGGAUGAACAAGUUGACCUGAUGUUUUAUUGGACUUUCCACAGGUUCAACUAUAUAUUUUCCUCUAUUUUUAUUAUUAUCAAAUAAAAUGUGGGUUUUAAGAAAACCCUAAUGGAUACUGAAUGUUACGCAAUGCAGUUAAAGGGCAGUGAACUUUAUUUUUGUUAGAGAAAGUCCAUUUCAGUGUGUAGUAUAUAACACUGUAUACUCUUUAAUGGUGUCAGUUCUGCAAAGAAAAGCCUUCCCUUGAAAUAUUCGCCUGUGCUGGGAACGUUUAUCUUUCUUUUCUUAUCUUUUCUUUUUUGCAGAGGUAAAUUAGUGUGUACGUAAUCAAUAUUUGUUUGUUCCAUUCCAUGGAAAUUACAGGUAUGUUGUACAUACUGCCAACGGUUGUCUUGCAAGUUAAGGCAUACCUUUAUUAUGAGACUAUAAAUAAAACUAUUUUAUCCUUUUGGGAUGUA
This is a messenger RNA of Plectropomus leopardus (leopard coralgrouper), 1777 nucleotides long. RefSeq names its product protein max-like. Lineage: Eukaryota; Metazoa; Chordata; Actinopteri; Perciformes; Serranidae. Gene Ontology annotation, molecular function: protein dimerization activity; DNA-binding transcription factor activity. Gene Ontology annotation, biological process: positive regulation of transcription by RNA polymerase II. Gene Ontology annotation, cellular component: RNA polymerase II transcription regulator complex. The record is from RefSeq and is a predicted model, not a curated record.